AUGCAGUUCUUCACCCGCAUCACCGCGCUCGCUGCAGCUGCAGCCCCUUUCCUGGCCCAAGCUGCUCCCGUCGUGGCGCCUCCAGCCAACGAGAUCAUCCCCGGAAAAUACAUCGUUCAGCUGAAGCCUGAUACCGACGUUGCAUCCAUCGCAGCCCACCACAACACUGUGCGCAGCAUACAUGCCCGCAACCUGGCUCGACGAGGCGACGAUGGUCCCGUUGGUGCUCCAGUGGACCGCGAGUACGGGUUUGGCGACUUCAAAGCCUACGCUGGGUCGUUCGAUGAGGCGACCGUUGAAGAGCUGAAGGCUCUCCCUGAGGUCCUCACCAUUGAACCGGACUUUAUCGUGAGGAUCAACGCGGUGGUUACUCAAGCGAACGCACCGUGGGGUCUAGCCAGCAUCUCUUCCCGCAAAGCAGGAGCCACUUCAUAUGUGUAUGAUGACUCUGCGGGCAAAGGCACCUUCUCUUACGUUAUGGACACCGGUGUUCGUAUCAGUCAUAGCGACUUCGAGGGACGAGCAACUUGGGGCUACAAUGCCGUGAGAGGCACCGCCGACGCCGACAACGAAGGCCAUGGAACGCAUGUAGCUGGAACCGUGGGUGGCGCCAAGUACGGUGUUGCUAAGAAGACCAACAUUAUCGGCGUGAAGGUCUUGGACAGUGACACUGGAAGCGCAUCAGAUGUCUUCGCCGGAUUUGACUGGACGGUCAACGACAUUGUGUCCAAGGGCCGCCAAAACACCGCCGUCAUCAACGUCUCGCUUGGCUCUUCCGCGUCAACAACAUGGGAUGCCGCCAUUACUGCAGCAUGGAAGAAAGGCGUUCUCGUCGUAACAUCGGCAGGAAACGAGGAUUCCCCUGCUAUCAACAGCUCGCCAGCUCGCUCCCCUGAAGUUAUCUGUGUUGGAAACAUCGAAAUCACCAACAAGAGGCACAGCGGCGGUGGAGGCUCCAACUACGGCGCUGCGGUCGACAUCUUUGCUGCUGGAACGAACAUUGUAUCGGCAUCCAACCUGGGCGACUCAGAGACGAGGACGCUGACCGGUACUUCCAUGGCGUCUCCUCACGUAGCGGGCUUGGUCUCGUAUCUGCGCGGUCUUGAAGGGCCGUCAACUGCUGCCGAUGUCAAGGCGAGGGUGUAUGCGCUAGCUACACCCAAUGUCGUGACGGACCCCAUGGGCUCGGUGAACCUACUUGCGUUCAAUGGUAACAGCAGGGUGACUACCGCAGGCAGCCCGAGCAACGGUACCGAAAGCACGAGCGAGGGUACUGGAAUCCAGAGCAAGGGUGUUGUCAACGAGAGCGAGUCUCGACUUCAGCGUGAGCGCGAUACUGCUCUCAGCGCCGUUGACGAACAGAAGCGAAAACUGAACAAUCUGUACGUCAAGAUCGGACGCCUGUGGGAGGAAAACGAUGCCCUCAAAGAAGACAUCACGGCCUUGAAGGACCAAGAGAAGAAGAAGGAAGAGCUUUGCCAGACAUGCAAGGCGAAAGAUAUCAAGAUCGCUCAACUUGACGGACAACUCUAUUCUGCAGGAUCUGUACGACCCAAGACCGAUCCCGACGUGGACACCGCACAAGCCGGGUUACGCAUCGCAUUCUUCAAAGCAGAGGAAGAGCUGCGAACUAGAAAUCUAGAGCACGCCGCGGAGAUAGCGAAGAUGCAAGAGGAGCAUGGGGUCAUUGCUAGUCGUCUGCACGAGGAAGUACGUGCUGCUCGUACAGCGCACGAGCUCGCCCAAGACCAAUUACGGCUACUGCGACAGAACAAACGGAAGAGAACCUCGUCGUCCACCCAGAAAAAGCCCCCUCUUCUCUCUGCCGACGAAAUACCUUGGUUGUUCUGCGUCUCGGGCGCAGGCGGAAUCAGCUAUCAUACGCUCUACGAGUUGUCUCCCAACGCCCAACAAGAAGUCGGAGAAAGGUUCCAAUACUAUUUCAGCGCCAGCAACGACGCCCAAUAUGACGCAGCCGAGGCCACCCACCACAAUACCUAUGCCACUAUGGUCAGCGAGAGUAACCGGCUGGCGAACUUGCAAGAGGCAAUGUAUCAAGGGCUCCACAUCAGACUGGCGAGUAUGAAGCUUGCGGCCUAUGUCAGCGCAAAGGCUGUCCAUGCGCUAAAUUGA
This is a messenger RNA of Alternaria novae-zelandiae, 2133 nucleotides long. RefSeq lists its product as uncharacterized. Gene Ontology annotation, molecular function: serine-type endopeptidase activity. The coding region runs from base 1 to 2133 and encodes 710 amino acids. Gene Ontology annotation, biological process: proteolysis. The record is from RefSeq and is a predicted model, not a curated record. Lineage: Eukaryota; Fungi; Ascomycota; Dothideomycetes; Pleosporales; Pleosporaceae. The transcript is spliced from 6 exons.